AUGAGUUCCGCAGAUCCCUCAAGUACGGUCACGUCCCCGAAAACGAAGCGGCCGCUCGGCGGUGAAGAAGCCACGGCCGGCGCGCUCAAGGGAGGGCGCCGGCCGGGGGCCGACGAUGCCAUGGAUGUCGACGAGCAGUCGAGGCCGGACAUGGGCGAGUUUGAAGACGAGUUCGAGGACGAAUUCGAGAGCGAGGACGAGAUCAUAGAAGCCGGAGUCGACGGGCGUCCAGAUGCGGAGCGCGAAGCCGAGGAGAAGAGCGCAAUGGACGUCGACGGCGCCGGGCCAGGCACAUUCAUCGUCGGCCGCACCAAGCUCGAGCCCGGCCAGAUCCUCUCGCCAGAUCCGACUACUUACGAUAUGCUGCACAGCCUCACUACGCCAUGGCCCUGCCUGUCCUUCGACAUCGUGCGCGACUCCCUGGGCGACAACCGCAAAGUCUACCCCGCCACCAUGUAUACCGUCGCCGGCACCCAGGCCGAGAACGCGAGGGUCAACGAGAACCAGAUAAUGGUGAUGAAGUUCAGCGGUCUGAGCAAGAUGGAUAAGGGGGACGCAGGCGACUCAGACUCGGAAGACGACGACGACGAGGACGCCGAUCCUAUUCUCGAGUCCAAGUCGAUACCCCUGAACUCGACGACGAAUCGUAUCCGCAUCCACCAGUCACCCUCUUCGGGGUCUCGGCCGACGACCCUGACAGCCACCAUGACCGAGUCCUCCAAGGUGUUCAUCCACGACAUCACCCCCCACCUCGCCUCCUUUGACACCCCCGGCAGCGUCGUGACGACACAGCAGAACAAGCCGCUGUCAACAAUCCGGGCGCACAAGUCGGAGGGCUACGCAGUGGACUGGCAACCAAGCAACCUGCACCCCCUAGGCCGCCUCAUGACGGGCGACAACGAUGGCCUAAUGUACAUGACCACGAGGACAGACGGCGGCGGCUUCGUCACCGAUACCAGGCCGUUUGCAGGCCACGCCAGCAGCGUCGAGGACAUCCAAUGGAGCCCCUCGGAAGCCUCCGUUUUCGCUUCGGCGUCGAGCGACGGCACCGUCAGGGUUUGGGACAUCCGCAGCAAGAGCCGGGCGGCGGCGCUGUCGGUCAAGAUCAGCGACACGGACGUCAACGUGGCCAGCUGGUCCAGGCAGACGACGCACCUGCUCGCCACGGGCGCCGACGACGGUGCCUGGGCCGUGUGGGACCUCCGCCAGUGGAAGCCCGCGGCGGCGGGAGGCGGCAAGGGGGCGUCGACCUCGUCGACCCCGAUCGCCAGCUUCUCGUACCACAAGGAGCAGAUCACGAGCAUCGAGUGGCACCCGACCGACGACAGCAUCAUGGCCGUGGCGGCGGGCGACAACACGGUCACGCUGUGGGACCUGGCGGUGGAGCUGGACGACGAGGAGAGCCGCGACACGGCGGGAGUGCAGGACGUGCCGCCGCAGCUGCUGUUUGUGCACUACCACGAGAACGCGAAGGAGCUGCACUGGCACCCGCAGAUACCCGGAACCCUUGUCGCGACAGGCAACGAGUUCAGCGUCUUCAAGACCAUCAGCGUCUAG
This is a messenger RNA of Gaeumannomyces tritici R3-111a-1, 1557 nucleotides long. Its product is annotated as ribosome assembly protein RRB1. The transcript has a single exon. Gene Ontology annotation, molecular function: protein binding. NCBI's taxonomy places the organism in Eukaryota, Fungi, Ascomycota, Sordariomycetes, Magnaporthales, Magnaporthaceae. The record is from RefSeq and is a predicted model, not a curated record. The coding region runs from base 1 to 1557 and encodes 518 amino acids.